Molecule: messenger RNA, 471 nt
Organism: Trichoderma gamsii
Lineage: Eukaryota; Fungi; Ascomycota; Sordariomycetes; Hypocreales; Hypocreaceae
Exons: 3
Coding region: 1-471 (156 amino acids)
Source: RefSeq, a predicted model, not a curated record
AUGCUACGAAUCGAAAGAAGGUCCGAUAGGCCCGGCGGGCAGAAAAUGGCCAGGUUCGUGAUGCAUGCCCCCAUACAUACUACUGACACGCAGGUACAGGCCAUAUCGAGCGAGGGAGGGCCUGCAGGCGCCAACGACAUGCGCGCAGCAGACAUUCCUGCACUGGGCAUCUCGAACAUCAUCUCAAACGCCACCCCACGAAAGCGCGCUUGUGAGCUUGCUAUCGCAGUUGAUCAUAUCGCAGCCGUGGUUUCAUCUUCUUGCUUCGACUCUAGGGCUGUUCCUCAUGCGCAAAACCAAUACCCCCGUACCAUCGUGAACCCUACUAGCAGCACCUACAACCACCACAGACAUCACAACAGCCACAACAGCCACAACAACUACGCGUACUCUCACGGUUCUGCGUUCCGACGAUUCGUGGCACAGGCACGUCCAUACGUCCAUCACUCUAAAGACUCAUCAAAGGACUGA